AACAAUCACGCCUACACUAGCGAAGUCACGUAGGCUGGCCGCUGAAGGCUCGCGUCUUACGCCUGUUUCUCUCGCGUCGGUAACUUUCUCACGUCAAGUGUACACUGUAAGGGGCCUAACUGGGUGGAUCCAGAGUCAAGAUCUAAACAGAGUUGACAAGCAACAGCUUUGAAAAUGAAGCUUGUUCUUCUCUUUGAAGUGAUCAUUUCUUUAGUUAUUAUCUGUUGCAUGGCAACAGAUAUGUUUUCUAAAGAGAAACCUGAUUUACUUGUGGUGACCAUAGCAACAGAGGAGAAUGAUGGAUUUCGUCAGUUUCUCCGUUCAGCUAAACUGUAUGGUUUAAAUGUUAAGGUCUUAGGUCUUGGAACAACUUGGAGAGGUGGUACAAUGCAAUCGACCGGAGGAGGCCACAAGAUCAAUAUUUUAAGAGAAGGUUUAAAACCUUUCAAGAAUGUAGAAAACCUCAUCAUUAUGUUUGUUGACAGCUAUGAUGUAGUCUUCACUGAUGGCAAAGAUGCAAUACUGGACAAGUUUUCAAAAUUUAACUCAAGGGUCAUCUUUUCAGCUGAAGAAGCUUGUUGGCCAGAUAAAACAUUGGCUGAAAAAUAUCCCAUAGUCAAGGAUUCCAAAAAGAAAUAUUUGAACUCAGGAGGAUUCUUGGGUUAUGCUAAGGAAAUUUAUGAAAUAGUCAGUCAUCAAACUAUUGCUGAUGAUGAGGAUGAUCAACUUUACUACACCAAAAUAUAUAUCAACAGAGCUCUAAGGCAUGAGUGGAAUAUGAAACUUGAUACAAAGGCAGAAAUAUUUCAGAAUUUGAAUUGGGCUCUUGGGGAGAUAGUCAUCAAAUAUAAGAAUGGACACAGUUAUUUAUACAAUAUAGAGACAGAGACAACCCCAGUUGUGAUUCAUGGUAAUGGCCCUAUCAAGCCCGAGUUCUACCGCCUGUCUAACUAUCUUGCUGAUGGCUGGACAGACACUACUGGAUGUCUCUCAUGUAAAGAAGAUCUGGUGGAUCUCGGUAAAUUGAAGGAGGUUGACUAUCCUGCCGUAUUAGUUUCCAUUUUCAUUGAGUAUGCAACUCCAUUUAUCAGAGAGUUCUUUGAACAAGUGGCAGCACUGAAAUAUCCAAAAGACAAAAUUGACAUCUACAUUCAUAAUCGGGUACUAUUGCAUGAGAAGGAUGUUGCUAAAUUUCUUGAAGACACCAAAGACUUGUAUAAAAGUACAAGAUACAUAUCUUCAGCAGACAAUGUCAAUGAGGGUAUUGCAAGAAACUGGGCCAUUGAUGAGUGUAUCCAAAAGAAUUGCAAGUACUUAAUGACUAUUGACUCAGUAGUGCAGAUUACCAAACCAGAACUGUUGGUGGAUUUGAUAGAACAAAAUAGAUCAAUCAUUGCGCCAUUGCUGAAAAGACCAGGAAAAUUAUGGUCCAACUUCUGGGGUGCUCUGGGUGAUACAGGUUAUUAUGCCAGAUCUGAAGAUUACAUGGACAUCAUCAACUAUAACAGAGUCGGGCUGUGGAAUGUUCCACAUGCGACUAAUCUAUUGCUGAUCCAUGGUCAUCGUCUGACAUUACUGAAAGAUGCCUUCACUUUCAAUAGGGCUUAUGAUCCGGACAUGUCUUUUAGUCAAAAAGCUAGAAGCCAGAAUAUCUUUAUCUACCUGACUAACAGAGACUACUGGGGCCAUCUGAUCUACGCAGAUGAAUUCGAAACAAAUCAUUUAAAUAAUGAGCUCUUCGAAAUUUUUAAUAACAGAUUGGACUGGGAGAGGAGAUACAUUCACAAGAAUUAUUCAAAGGCUUUGGAACCUGAUGCAAUCAUUGAAAUGCCCUGUCCAGAUGUUUAUUGGUUCCCUAUUGUUACUGAGACUUUCUGUGAUGAGUUUGUGGCUGAGAUGGAAAACUUUGGGAAAUGGUCUAAUGGGAAAAAUGAAGACCCCAGACUGGCAGGUGGUUAUGAGAAUGUGCCCACUGUAGACAUCCACAUGAACCAAGUUGGUUAUGAGAGACAUUGGCUUCACUUCCUUAGGGAGUUUGUGCGUCCCCUGCAAGAAAAAGUAUUCACUGGAUAUUUUCAUGAUCCACCGCAUGCACUUUUGAACUUUAUUGUUCGCUAUAAGCCUGAUGAGCAGCCUCUGUUGAGGCCACAUCAUGAUGCCUCAACUUAUACCAUCAACAUUGCUUUAAACACACCAAUGGUUGAUUUUGAGGGUGGAGGUUGCCGUUUUCUUCGUUACAAUUGCAGCAUUACUUCCCCAAGAAAAGGAUGGAUGUUCAUGCACCCUGGCCGACUGACUCACUUCCAUGAAGGUUUGAGAGUGACUAAAGGGACCAGAUAUAUUAUGGUUUCCUUCAUAGAUCCAUAGUGAUAUCAUUAUUUAAUGUACAAGUUCAAAACUUUACUAAAUACAUUUUUUCUUUGCUUUGCUAAUAACUUAAUUCUAAUAAACAUUUUUUUAAGGUUGUAAGUAAAGGUGAAAUGAAAUAAUGUUUUUUUUUUGUUUUUCUAAUUGAAAACAAGUUUUGACUAACCACAACAUUCUUUGUAAUGUUCAUACAAGAUUUGAAUUCUUUUUUAAUGUUUCUACUACAGAAUUAAACUGUUUGUAGUGGUACACUUUCUUAACUACUGAUUACUCUAGUCACUAUGAAUCUUGUUCAAUAAAAGAUCAAAAUACCAUAACAAAUUUGCAUUGUGUUGAAUGUUAUUAGUGUCAGUAGACACCACAUCGCAUUAUGCAGCUUGCCAAAGGAAUGUAAAAGUGUUACUACUUCAAAACUGCUUUCAAUUUUUUUAUAAUUUUUUUUUUACAAUAGUAGAUAAGGAACCAAAACACUAUGCUUUUGGAUUUUUGCCUCUAGAUCUGUAUCUACAAUAUUAAUCCUUUUUAAUGCAUAUUUUUUAACAGCAUUAUUCUGAUGACAAUAGUAAUGUUUACUCUAGCUAGAGUGUGAUUAAUGAGAUGUCUAAAUGUUGUCUUGAACUUAAGGCCAUUGAUUCAAGCUCUCUCCAUGAUGUUCUGAAAAAAUGUUUUUGCCUUUUUCUUGUUCUCAAUUCUCAUGUAUUUAGGCAUCGAAUGAUUUCUUUGGAUGCAAUUUGAUGGAACCAUUGAGUUAGUAUUAUCAUUGUGAUCUUAAUAAACUUUUAGUUGAACAUCUUGUUCUCUUGUAUAGAUUGUGUCUCUGUGCUCCUCUUUUGAGGUUUUGUCUGUGCACUUCCAAUGUUUGGACUCAUCAAAAUUGGUUGUAAUUUUUUUUUUAUUAUAUAUAACUUUGUGUAUACAUAAAAUAAAAACAAUGAUUACAUAAUUAUUAUAAUCACUAUAUAAAGCUGAUGAUGAACACAAAUGUUGAACCUAUCUAUACAAAUAUUUUAUACACUAUUUGGUGCUAGAGAGAUGCUCUCUCCAACAUGCUAAUCACUGCAUGUUUUGUGUGUGAGUGUGUCUGUGAACUUUUGAAAGAUUUAAUAUUCUUUGAAUUCUUUAUCAUGAGCUCAUCUAUCAUAUCAUGAAGUUAAUAUAUUUUUUUAAAGUGCAUGGGUUUUAAUGACCUUGUUAUUUGAAUCAGGUUUUAACAUUUGGAUAUGCUAGAUCAACAGAUAAAUAAUUGAUGUGAAAGUACAACUUUCGCCAUUUUAAAAUUAGGCAUGAAAAGAUUGUUAAACUUGUCCAAUGUAUACAAAUUCUAAAAUUUUUAUGUUUGUUUAUUGGUACAUUUGAUGUUAAUUAAACUGGCCAUACUUUUAUCUGAUCUUUUUACACCUUUAUAAACAGAAAUUUAGAAGUUAAUUUUACAAAAUUAUAUCUCUAUAAAUUUGCUAAAAUAAAACAGUUAAAGAGUU
Messenger RNA from Biomphalaria glabrata, 3845 nucleotides. Its product is annotated as procollagen-lysine,2-oxoglutarate 5-dioxygenase 1-like. Gene Ontology annotation, biological process: peptidyl-lysine hydroxylation. Gene Ontology annotation, molecular function: procollagen-lysine 5-dioxygenase activity; L-ascorbic acid binding; iron ion binding. Gene Ontology annotation, cellular component: endoplasmic reticulum. The record is from RefSeq and is a predicted model, not a curated record. NCBI's taxonomy places the organism in Eukaryota, Metazoa, Mollusca, Gastropoda, Planorbidae. The coding region runs from base 175 to 2367 and encodes 730 amino acids. The transcript has 21 exons.